Molecule: messenger RNA, 3171 nt
Organism: Aquila chrysaetos chrysaetos
Lineage: Eukaryota; Metazoa; Chordata; Aves; Accipitriformes; Accipitridae
Gene: C7H3orf52
Product: chromosome 7 C3orf52 homolog
Exons: 8
Coding region: 1168-1866 (232 amino acids)
Source: RefSeq, a predicted model, not a curated record
UAAAGUGCACAUUUCAGGGCACAAGUUUCUUUUCCUUAUAUUGAAACCAGAGAUGCCUUCGCUACGGAAGAAAACAGUUUUCCUGCUGUUCUGUUUUAGAUAAAAACCUAGGCCAGAAAGUUCAGAUCAGUUCUCAACUUCCCGUUUUUUUUAAGAGUUUCUGAGCUCCAUGCGUCAGAAGGGUCAGUUACUUCACGUGCAAGAAAGGCACCAAGUGUGGAGUCAGAUCACCAGACGAAAGAAACUCAAGACUUUAAAAUUCAGUAGGAAGGUAAGGUCUUUUACUGUGAGUGGAAAUGAAAUACAUGAAGCUCAUCUCAGCAGGAGUACUGAGAAACAGCAGGUAAAGGUUUUUCUCAUGAAGAUGUCCCAGGUAAAAUUUUGUGGCUCCAGACACACGUUUUGAUCUUGAUGACUGUUCAGCUUCAUCCUCAGUCCUCCGGAGUUUUAAGGAUUCUCCAGAACCAAAAGAUCUGUCCUUCUGUUUUUUUGCAUGGAAGGAGCUUCUCAGGUUUAGGUUGGAUAGUAUGUGAAUAGACAUAAAUGGUUCUUUAACACCAGAUGUGAUUUUAGACUGCAUAACAGCUAGAGAGAGGACAAUUCAUGGCAUAAAGGUCAGUAGUGUUCGUUUCUUUAUCGGCUAUACAGGGAAACUAAAAUUAGAAGUGUUGAUGGAUGUUAUAAGUUCCCUUCACAGCCUAACCAAACCACAAUCUAUGUGAUCCUUUACUCAGUUUGUGCUGUUCAGAACCACAUCUGUUUGUUUAGCUGUGCAGAUAACAGCAGUAGUAUUUUACAGUUUCUGCUGACAGCAGCAGGGAAAGCAAUCCGGUUCCUCUCAAAAUUGCCACAGCAAAUGACAACAUUGCUGAAGGUUUAGUCACCUGCUUGUCAAGGGCUGGUACAGUCAGGUAGACAAACUGGAAAACCUAGUAUUGCAUAGCUGAGCGCUGUAGUUCUGACAACUAAGCAAAUCGAUACUUCCUCUGCCUCCCCUUUCUCUGUAGCUAGUGCAGAUGACGUUAUUUGUCCUUCCAAGUAAUUCCCCUUAUUUAUCAGUGUUUUGAGAUCACCCUUGUGAAAACUUAUCCCAGCUCUCCCUGUCACCAUCUCUAGCCUUAUACCAGAACUGUUACUCACCAUAACUGCAGCUGAAACCAGAAGGAAAUGAGUUGCCUCCGUGCUUGCUUCAGAGACAGAGGUCCUCGCGCAGAGACAGAAGCUACGAAAAGGCAAAGCUCUGGUCAGGAGCAUGAGAUUAUUGAAUUACAACAAAGUAACGUGGAGGAAAGUGAGGCUGAGCAAGACAAGCCUCUAAAUGCUCAAACAAGACAGGAGAGAGAUCACUGGAAAUCAUGCAGGAAUGUAGUUUUCUGGAAGUGUGAACUAUGGAUGGUUAUAACUACAAUUUUUCUAGUAUUCUUCCUGGUCAUUGUCAUCAGCCUAUUUCUUUAUUCUAAUGUUUACACAGAUGAAGAUGACUAUUGGGAUGCUGAUGCACUACUAAGUAGUGGAAAUCGUUGCAGUUUUUCGGGAACAUUAGAGUUAAUGUGUGGUCUCCCACACCUUUUCUCUGAAAACAUUACUAAGAGGUUAACAGAUGUCUACAGUUCAUCUCCAGCUCUAGGACGCUACUUUAGGUCAGCUCAGGUGGUUUAUUUCAGUAAUGAAAGCUCCACUGUAUUUUAUCAGCUAGAAUUUUCUGUACCACCAUCAACAGAGGGGUUUAUGGAAAACACAAUGAACCCAGAUUUUAUAAGGAAUGUUUUACGUCAAAAUAUUUAUGAUGAAGAUGAUACUUUUAAUCCCGGGACAUCUGAAUGUAACAGGUUAAUGCUUGACCCAACUUCUCUCACAUUAACAUAGAAAUGAUGGAAAUACUCCUCAUCUUCCUUACCACCUAGAAGAGAUGGCUUCUCCUACCUGUUAGUAAUCCUGGGGUAGGGAGCUAUUUGUUCAGUAGAAACACUUCUAAAGAUGUUGUCCUGCAAAUACUGUCUGUGAUGCAAUAUUGUAAAUGGAAAAUGUGGUAUAACAGUGUUAUGCUCCUAUAACACCGCUACCUCCUUCUUUAUUGUUGUCUUGAUAUCUCAAUAACCCAUUUCACUCUUGUGAAAAUCACGUAUCUUGUCUGAUACAUGCUUUGUUGACUUUGAAACCUCUGCUUUGUCUUGCCUUACGAUUAAAUCUGGAUUCUCUGCACGAGCUUUAAAAGCAGCCUUGCACAUGGGUCCUUUCUUCUUCUCUUGGCUUAUCCAAAAUUAUCUGCACAGCUUCAUCCUUAAUGCUCACUUUCACCCAUGCUCAUGUCUGUUACUUUUUUCCCUGCUAACUUCAUAUGCCAUGUUUCCCCGUUGUUCUUUUCUCAUAAAACAGCCUGAAAAAUUAAAUAUCCUCUCUAUUUUCUUUAAUUACAUGAAGACCUUUACACUAGCUUCUUAAGUGAGCUUCAACUCUCAUCAUUCCCUUGUUCAUCCUACAGUCUUCCUGGAUAAGGUGGUAUCUCUUCUAUUUUUCUCUUCUGUAAUGUGAAAUGGCUAUGAAGAAAGAAACAUCAGGAAGAAACAUGUUUUCUUCGCUAACGCAUCUGAAUGCCACAGGAAUCUUUCAAGGGUCAAAUAGCUGUUUGCUUUAAAAAAUUAGCUACUGGUACUAGUGAAUAGACAGCUGUUUGACCCGCAUUUGUAAAUUCAAAGAGAAUCUAGUCUAUACCCUUAAUUAUACUCCCUGUCCCAGCAUUGGGGAGAAAAAUGAACAGGCACAAGAUAUUUGCCUUAAUAAGGCAGCAAAUAGUUGUUCUCGUUGACAAGAGAUCAGAUGAGACGGACCAAUGCCAAGAGCAAGAUGCUGAAGCAGACCAUGUAGGCCAACGUGGCAUGAGAGUUAUAGCUAUAACUGGCUAUAACAUGAAAAUUAAAAAUCAAGCAUUAACUUUACGCAGAAUGGAAUGGGUUCACUACCAUGUUAGCAAAGUGUAGCUUCUUGUCAUUUGUUUAUAGCCAGUGUAAAUGUUAGUACUGUUGGAUAAACAAAUUUAUUUUAAGAAAACUCUUGUAUUGUGAGAAAUAUGUUAUGGGAAAUUGUGUUUUCCUUUUUCUAAUAUUACUAGUUUAUUUAAGGAGUAAUCUGACAAUUUUACUGUGCAUUAAAUUAUUUAUUUUUACUCUUAAA